This is a messenger RNA of Geodia barretti, 2486 nucleotides long. The record is from the annotation of a GenBank genome assembly. Lineage: Eukaryota; Metazoa; Porifera; Demospongiae; Tetractinellida; Geodiidae.
UUGCCUGAGCUGGCAGACAGGCUGCUUGCCGGAGAGCAGCGAGCGCUCUCCCGAGUCAUAUCCAUGCUUGAGCGAGGCGACCCGUCCGCCGCCGACGUGAUGCGGCAGAUCGACUCCGCCACUGGGCGCGCCUACACCUUGGGGUUGACUGGUCCUCCCGGAGCGGGCAAGAGCACCAUCGUCGACCAGCUCACCCGGCACCUGCGCGAUCGGGACAAGCGGGUCGGCAUCAUCGCCGUUGAUCCAACAAGCCCCUUCAGUGGCGGCGCCCUGCUGGGCGAUCGCAUCCGGAUGCAGCGCCACUACCUCGACUCGGGCGUCUUCAUCCGCAGCAUUGCCACUCGUGGCCAGUCCGGGGGCAUUCCACGCAUCGUCAAGGGCGUCGCCCGCGCCCUCGAUGCCGCCGGCUACGACGUAGUCAUCGUUGAGACAGUCGGCGUCGGACAGACCGAGCUGGGGAUCAUGGGCGUCGCUGACACCGUCGCUGUGGCGCUGAUACCCGAGGCAGGCGACGCCAUCCAGGCCCUCAAGGCCGGCGUGAUGGAGAUAGCCGACCUCUACGUCGUCAACAAGGCCGACCGCCACGGCGCCGACCAGAUGGCCGCGUCGGUUACUGCCAUGCUCCAUAUGUCCCUGACAACCCCCGAAUGGGUGCCGCCCGUUAUGAUGACCGCCGCCCUCACGGGGCAAGGUAUCGAGCAACUCUGGGGCAAGCUCGAGGAGCACUUCGCUUACCUCAGCGACAGUGGCAAUUUGAGCAAACGCCGUGGCGAACACCGAACCCAGGAGUUCCUCGAGGUAGUCGAGGAGGAGUUGGUCCGCCGCCUGCGCCGCCUUGUUCAGACCGAUCCAGGCCUGCUUUCGGUUCUUGACCAGGUCGCGGUGAAAAACGCCGAACCCUACUCCGCCGCCCUCGAAUUCUUGGGCUCGUCCUCCCUCAACCCGGACGCCUUAACGGCACGGCAUGGAGUUGGAUUACCUGCCCAUGCCGUGCAGCGGCAGGGCAAAAGGGAGGUGAAAACGAUGGACUUGCAGAUUCAGGGGCGGAACAUUGAUAUCACGCGGUCGAUGAAGGAGCACGUGGCCGCCAAGCUCUCCUCCCUGGACCGGCACCUUCCCGCCAUCGCCCGGGCUGAGGUCGAAAUGGCCUCAGAGUCCACCCGCUCCCAGCAGGACCGGGUUGUGGUGCAGGUGUCGCUCAAGGUCGGUGGAGACCUCCUCAGGGCCCAGCGCCGCGCCGGCAGCGCAAGAGCCGCCGUGAACGCCACCGUAGACGCCCUCGAUCGUCAGCUCGACCGCUGGAAGGCCCACACCUACCGCAGCGAACGCCAGUCCCGAUACGCGCCCGAUGCAGACCAGGUCGUGGAAGCCUUAGCAGCCGAGGAUCUGCCGCCGCCCAACGACGAUAUGGCGGUGUUGGACCCCACCGGCGACCUCGUGCGAAUCAAGCGGUUCGACAUGGAGCCUAUGUCCGUUGAGAACGCAGCCCUCCAGAUGCAGUACCUCGACCACAGCUUUUACAUGUUCCUCGACGAGGAGACCAGCCGCUACAGCGUUCUUUACCGCCGCGCCGACAACAACUACGGCCUCAUCCAACCCAACGACCGGUAACCGGGGCCGAAGGCGCCAAAUACCGGCCAAUCAGGCUCCUGGAAACGCAGGAGCACUAAUAAAACAGGCAGGCGUUCAGCCUGCCUGUUCUAUUAGUACCUCGUGAUUCAGUUCUCGCGAACCUUGGUCAGAACUCCCUACCCCGCACCGUUCUGCCGGUCGUCGUUCCCGUUGCCGCUGCUGUUCCCACCCAUGGACAUGAAGUUGCCCAACAUGGACGUGAACUCCAUCGGGAAUAUCCACUUGGUGGACGGGGAUUCGCCCAGCGACUUAAGAGUGUCAAAAUACUGCAGGCUCAUGGUCCGACCGUCUGCCUGGUUGGCCACCGCGUUGAUCCGCUCCAAAGCCUCGCUGAACCCCAUCGCCCGGAGUACUGCGGCCUGCUGAUCGCCUUCAGCCUGCAGAAUGUCAGCCUGCCGCUCACCCUCUGCUUUCAAGAUGGCCGACUGCUUUUCGCCCUCGGCACGGUUGAUUGCGGAUUGGCGGGCGCCUUCGGACUCUGUGAUAUCCGCCGUCUUGAUCGCCUCCGCGGACUUUUCCCGCUCCAUCGCGGCCUUCACGCCGGGCGGUGGGUCUAUCUCGUUGAUCUCUACCUGCGAGACCUUUACGCCCCAACGUUCCGUGACCUCGUCCAUCCUCACCUGCAGCUGGUCACGGAUCCUCUCGCGUUCGGUCAGCGCGUCCGCCAGCGUAGUCGAGCCGAUCACGGCUCGGAGAGUUGCGAAGGCCAGAUUGAUUACCGCCAACUCAAAGUUCUGCACCUCCAGCACCGCGCGAUCAGCCAUGUUCUCCAUAAUCCGGUAGUAGAUGACGAAGUCCAUGUCCACCACGACGUUAUCAGCGGUGAUGUACUUCUGGGUCGGUACCCGCAACAC